Dentiscutata heterogama is the source of this 794-nucleotide messenger RNA. NCBI's taxonomy places the organism in Eukaryota, Fungi, Glomeromycota, Glomeromycetes, Diversisporales, Gigasporaceae. The record is from the annotation of a GenBank genome assembly.
AAUUAAUACCAUUUAUUACGAAGUAUCUUCCGAUUCAAGAUCUUAAAAAUUGCUAUAGUCUAGAUGAAAUAUGGAAAACUGAAGCUAUUAGAGAAAUUCGCAAAAGAUUAAUAGUGGACUGCUCAUUCAUUGAUAGUAAAACAACUGUUAAAGCAUUUAUUGAUCCCAAAUCCCAGUAUAAUAGUAUCAGUAAAGCACUUGCACGAAAAAUGGAUUUAUAUAUAACAAGGAUGGAUGGAUCUAAAUAUCUAGCGGUAGAAGCUCUUGGUGUUGGUGUGACAAAUGCUGGAAAUUCAUAUAAACAUUUCUUAGUUGUUGACAAGCCCGAAGAUGAUUUGGUUUUAGGAAGCACAUGGCUAACGAGGUUGGGAAAUAGGAUUGAUGGACGUGAUGGGAGAUAUUGGGAAUCUAAUGAGGAAAAAAGGAUAUAUUACGCAAGAAAUAGUAUUGAUAUUCUGUCUCCUUCAUUAUAUACAUUCUACGAAUUAUUAUUUCCUAAAUUUUCUGCAAUUAAUUCAGAUGGGGAAGUUAUAUUAAUCGAGUUUUCUGACCAAAAUAUGGAGAAUAACCUUAUUGAUCUAAAUGAAUAUUACGAUUCAGAUUAUUCUGAGACGGAGUCCGAAUUUAGUGAUUCUGAAACAGAGUUUGAAUCUAGUGAUUCUGAAGCAGUGGAUGUACCUCUCCUGGUUAUAAGUAGAAUGAUACAAGAUAAUAGUGGAGCUAGUGUCGAGACACAUAAUAUCGAUUUUAUUCCUAAUCAUUCAUCGUGGGUUAUAAACAAUUGCACCCACUAG